UGGCACAAAAGUAUACGGCACAAAUGAUCGCCUGUGGUAGAGAGGUAAGAAAUCAGUGGUGGGGAGCCGAAAAGCAUUGAAGCAACUGAGGAACUUUCUUCUCAGUCCGUAAUGACGAGUCAGAUUAAUGAGAAAAUGGAACGAGUUGGAAUAGUAUAAAGUAUCGAUAAAUAUCAUUUAAAUUAAAAUACUAAAUAAGUUUGACAAGAGCCAUUUGUAUUUCAAACAUGGCUAACUACAAAGGAGCUGCUAGUGAGGCGGGACGAGCCAUGCAACUAAUGAAAAAACGUGAAAUAGCUCAACAAGAAAUUGAAUUUAGAAAAAAAAAAAUUGAAGAUGAUAUGAAAAUUCACAAUAUUGAAAAUAAAUUUGCCACUCAUUACAAUGCUGUAGAACAACAACUAAAAACUUCAACUAUUGGACUCGUUACUUUGGAUGAAAUGAAAGCUAAACAAGAAAUUAUUGUAAGAGAAAGAGAAAGAAAAUUGGCACAAAAAGAACGUGAGAAAGCACAAGAGAAAGAAAGAGUUCUAGCAGCUAAACAAGCUGAAAAAAAUAAACAAAAGAAACAAAUCCGAGCAUUAUCAUUUAAUAUGAAUGAAGAUGAAGUCAUUUCUGAUGAUGAUUCAACGACAGAUUAUCAAUUAUCAAAUGAUCAAAAUAAAUUAAUAUCUUCAAAUUUUGAUGAAUCUUUUCGCACUGUCAAAAAAAUUAAAAAAAAUCCCGACGUUGAUACAAGUUUUUUGCCAGAUCGUGAAAGAGAAGAUGAAGAACAUAGAAUUCGGGAAGAAUUACGACAAGAAUGGGCAAUAAAACAAAAUGCUUUGAAAGAAGAAGAAAUUGAAAUAACUUUCAGUUACUGGGAUGGUUCAGGACACAGAAAAAGUGUGAUUAUGAAAAAAGGAAAUUCUAUAUAUCAACUUCUGCAACGAUGCUUAGAAAUUUUAAGACGCGAAUUUAGUGAACUAAAAACAGUUAUGGCUGAUCAAUUAAUGUAUGUUAAAGAAGACCUAAUUCUUCCUCAUCAUUAUACGUUUUAUGAUUUUAUUGUAUCAAAGGCACGAGGAAAAAGUGGACCUUUAUUUACUUUUGAUGUCCACGACGAUGUUCGUAUGAUGCAUGAUGCAUCGGUCGAAACUGAAGAAUCACAUGCUGGAAAAGUAUUAUUAAGGUCUUGGUAUGAAAGGAAUAAACAUAUUUUUCCUGCCAGUAGAUGGGAACCAUUUGAUCCAACAAAAUGUUACGAUAAGUACACUAUUUCUGAUAGAAAUAAAAAAAAAGAAAAAACUAUAUAACGUCUGUAAAUUUUUUAAAUGUAAAAUAAAAAAUAAGUUUUUUUUGUAUGAGUUA
Messenger RNA from Chelonus insularis, 1350 nucleotides. RefSeq names its product protein FAM50 homolog. The transcript has 4 exons. NCBI's taxonomy places the organism in Eukaryota, Metazoa, Arthropoda, Insecta, Hymenoptera, Braconidae. Bases 228 to 1295 code for a protein of 355 amino acids. Gene Ontology annotation, cellular component: nucleus. Gene Ontology annotation, biological process: chromatin organization. The record is from RefSeq and is a predicted model, not a curated record.